AACAUUUCUGCUUCAAUGAGUUUUACGCCAAAUGACAUCCACGACCAGAUAUAUAAGUGCAGCCACUCUUCAAUUGUCCACACGUGCCUAGGAUUUAGAAGUAUGACAUCUAAGAAAGUGUGCAUUAUUGGCGCCGGGCCGUCGGGAAUGUCGGCGUUGGUUCAGUUUGCAAAGCUUGAUAAAAUGCCCGACGUUGUAUGCUACGAGAAGCAAAGCACGUGGGGUGGACAGUGGAAUUUUACGUGGAGAACAGCUCUCGACGAAUACGGAGAACCAUGUCAUAGCAGUAUGUACAAAGACCUCUGGAUAAAUGCGCCAAAAGAAAUCAGCCUCGAAUAUCCGGACUACACGUUUGAGAACCAUUUUCGUAAACCGAUAUCCUCCUACCCUCCGGUCUCAGUUGUAAGAGAUUAUAUGGAAGGUCACUGGAAGAACGCAGGAAAGCAUGAUCUUAAAAGAUAUGUAAGAUUCAACACUGUUGUCAGACAUGUUCGUUUCCAAGACGACAAAGAUAAUUUUCUUGUCAUAACUGAAAAUCUAAAGACACGAAAGAGCAAUGAAGAAGAGUUUACACACGUGAUUGUCUGUAACGGUAUCUUUAAUGUUCCGAACAUGCCUUAUUUCACCGGAUUCGAAGAUUUUAGUGGUCGCAUACUGCAUUCACAUGAUUUCAAAGAGGCUAAUGAAUUUAGAGGACAAAGGAUUCUGGUCAUAGGGUCAAGCUAUUCAGCUGAAGAUGUGGCAAUCCACUGUUUGAAAUUUGGAGCAAAGCAUAUUAUCAUAUCUUACAGAAGUAAACCUACUGGUCUUAAAUGGUUGCCAGGUAUCGAAGAACGUCCAUUGGUGAAGAACUUCAAAAAGAAACAGGCGUUUUUCAAAGAUGACACACAAGCAGAAGUUGAUGUAGUAAUUUGUUGUACUGGGUACAAGAAUUGCUUUCCAUUUUUGGAAAGCCGGUUGAGAGUAGACGAGGAGACAUCCUUCUAUCCUGAAGGACUUUACAAAUCGUCGCUUUUCCUGAAGGCUGGAAACAGUAAAUUGUUUUAUAUAGGUGCCCAAGAACAAUUGUACACAUUCUCGCUUUUCGAGAAUAUAGCCAUUUGGGUAUGCAGAUACAUAAUGGAAACGCUUCCUGGUGAGCCGGUAUCACAAACAGACAUGGAGAAAGACUCUAAAGAGAUGCAUGCCCGGGCGUCCAUGCUGUCAUCCCAUUAUGAUGUCUUAGAGUUCCAGACAGAAAUUAUGAAAGACCUCGCUUCUCGCACAGGACUAACAGUGGACUUUGAGAAGGCUGUCGAGUAUGUGAAAUUAUGGUUUCAACACCGUGAAGAAGGAAUUGAGGAUUACCGAAGCCAUCGGUUUAGGUCAAUGUACACGGGGACACUGUCACCUAAAAAAUUUCCCCCUUUUUGA
Molecule: messenger RNA, 1413 nt
Organism: Ruditapes philippinarum (Manila clam)
Lineage: Eukaryota; Metazoa; Mollusca; Bivalvia; Venerida; Veneridae
Product: trimethylamine monooxygenase-like
Exons: 5
Coding region: 16-1413 (465 amino acids)
Molecular function (GO): flavin adenine dinucleotide binding; NADP binding; N,N-dimethylaniline monooxygenase activity
Source: RefSeq, a predicted model, not a curated record